GCAACGCCGGAUCCUCCACCCACUGAGCGAGGCCAGGAUCCAACCCGCCAUCUCAUGGUUCCUAGUCGGAUUCGUUUCCCCUGCGCCACAACGGGAACUCCAAAACCAUCUGUCCUGUUAAUUGCUCCAGUGUCCUAAGUCAUUUCACCUCCUCGCAAUCAAAGGAGAUGCCCAAAGUACUCUUCUUUCAGUUAGAAAGCAGCCUCUAAGCAUUCCCUUCAAUUUCUCAGCCAGCUAUGGAACUUCAAAGCCUCCUUCAGGCAGGCUCCUCGAAAAAUUGAGCCAUUAGACAAUGCAAAGAUUGUGAUCUCCAUCCAAAUACUAUCUUCCAAGUUACUACAUGUCUAGGAAAAGUUGAGGGGCAGCUGUAACACAAUCGUUCCAUUACAAGCAUAAAAAUUCUUAAGCAAAACCUCAGGAAGAGAGAAUAACCAGGAGUUACAUUUGAUACACUGGAUCUUGAAUUCUAACACCUAGAUUUUAAGGUCAUUUAAGCAGGGCUAUAUCUUCUAUUUCUUUUAGUGUUCCGGUUGUCUACUCUUUCCUACCCUCCCUCCCCCCUUCACCCUCUCCCAUCACAGCAUACAGAAUGCCUAGUUCUCCGCAUAGAGUAAGCACUCUUUAAAUGUUUGAGUCAAUGGCAAUGUCAUAGUGGGUCUAUUGUGACAUCACCAGGACUGGAACAGCAUGGCUAGUAUCAGGGUACACCACAAUCUCUGGGAGCAGGGAAGACCUCUUCUAGCUUCCUUGUGGACACCUUUAUUAGCAUUUGCCUAUAUUCUAUGAAAAAAGAAAAUCACUCGGCUUUCCAAAACAUUUACCAAAAUGCCAACUGAGAUAGACGGCAAACAUGAAGCGGAAAAAGAAGCUUUGGAUUUCAACAUAAUGUACAGAAGUGUCCUUGAUAGUUCAGAGAUCCCUAAGCUUGAGAUCCCAUUCACAGUACAGGAUAUCAUCAGUAGAAUUGAGGAAGCACAGCACUAUCGAGCCAGAGAGGACCUUAAUAUGCAGCUGAAUGACAUAAUGGUUAAUGUGCAACGGAUAAUAAAUCGAUAUAGUAUUGAUGAGCAUGUGCACUCUGGAAGGAAAAUAUCCCUUUCAGAACAUAAGAAAAGGAGAACAAGUUUGCUGGAGAAAAUAGUUAAUUGUGCUAAGGCUGCUGAAAUUAAAGAAAAGACUCUUGCCUUCCUCCUGGCCUGGUUGGAAGAAUGGAAUGUCAUUUUGUCUGCGAUGACUGCAAUUGACAUCGAUGAACACCACCACUGGAUAGCACAAAUGGAGAUGUUACCGGAAACAUUCAAAACCAUCGAGAGCAAUGUCAAGCUACUGACUAAAAUUAGAGCAUCUUUGCUUGAAGAAAAGAAGAAACAAAAGAAAAAAUCAGCGUCUAGAGGUUCUCUGUGGAAAUCUUGGAAAGAAAGAGUUAUAAAGCGACCUGCAACAGCUCAUGCUUUAAGACCAGAUCAGAUGAUUAGUGAUGAAUUUGCAACAAACAGAAAGAUUUCAGAAAUCCAAGAUAUGCUGCAGGAACUCAUAGGUACUGCAAUGUUCAAUAAAUUGGAAAACAAUGCUAUUAAAUAUAUAUCAUCAACAAUAGCAAACCUUUCUAAAGCUUUAAGUACACUAAAUGAUGAAGUGAAAAUUAUUAGCCUCCAAGGUACCAAUAUGUAUAUAAAUGAGACAGAUGAAAAAGGAAUUUCUCUGAAGAUAAUACAAGAUCUCAGUGAAAAAAAUGAAAUGCUUCAGCAGAAACUUCAAAAAGCAGAAGAAAACUAUGAACAACUUCUUCGAUCCAGAGGUGCAGAACUCAAAGCAUUACCCACAUCAGCACUGAAAGUGUUACCUGAACCUUCUCGAGAGUCAUCCACGGCCACUAGCCAAGGUGGCAUAGAAGACAGUAUAGACAAUAUUUUGGCCAAUGAAUUUGCAAACAUUGUAGAUAAGUCCCAAAGAAAAGGGACCACACCUCUGGGGAGAAGGCGGAACUCAGCUAUUUCACAUGCAGCCCCAGUGGAAAUGUUUCCUGAUUUAACUGAGCAGCAGCACCCUUUACCUGAAAAAAAACAGAAAAAGUCUUCUAAAGAUAUCCCUGAAGAUAAGGUAUCAGUGGAGAAAGGUGCUGCCAUUCAGGAAGAUGUGCCUGAUCAGCAUCAGUCACAGAAACAAAAGCACACAAAAGGCCCAUAUGUGAAGGAGACCUCUGAAUCAACUCUGAGUGAUGACAAAGGUAAACAGAAAGUCUCGGGGACCAAACUCGAUCACGACUUGGACUUACAAGCGCUGGAAAAGAAAAGAAAAGAAAAGAAAUCCUUUUCUGAAGCCAAAUCAAAGUCAGUUCCUGAAACAAAAAGCCAACAUCCCCCUGCCGAUUUUCCUUCUAUGGACACAAAGAGCCAAGGCAGCAGAGAUGGAACAAGCGGUAUAUGGGAACUGCUCAGGAAGGCCAAACUUGAACCUUCGCUUAGCAAAAGUCCCAAUGCUUCAGAGAAAAAAGAGGAACUCACCCCUGUGUCAAUGGAUAAAGAGGGCAAAAAGGAGGGGGCAAAAAUGAGUAGCCAGGUAGAGCCAUCCAGUGUCAGCCAACUUGAUUAUUCCUCUGAGAAGGUAAAACUAAAAGGAAAGAAACAACAAAUCUCUCCAGGAACCACUGCAAGCAAAGAAGAAAAAACUGAGGAGAAGGAUAUGGUGGCCCUUGCCCAGACAGUCAAGUCUCAUGAACUUGUUAAAACACAACCUAGGAUAACUAAAGAGACUUUAGGAAUUGCAGAUGACAAAAGUGAACAGAGUAACCUGGAAGCAUUUCAGGAAGCCAUAGUGUCAUUCCUAAAAGAGAAAAUCGAUGCCACAGGAAAGCCUUUGGAUAAAAAGACAGUGCCAAAAGAAGAGUUAUUAAAGAGAGCAGAAGUUGAAAAAUUAGGAAUCAUAAAGUCAAAAAUGGAGGAAUAUUUCCAAAAAGUGGCUGAAAAUGUGGCAAGAAUCUUGAGAAAGUACAAAGAUAUAAAAAAUGCAGUUGGAGAGAAACCUAUGAAACAAAAAAAGGUAGUCUCAUUUAUGCCGGGACCACAUGUUCAGAAGUCGCUGAGCGCAAAGUCGGAAAUUAACACCUUACUUUCACAUGAGAGCCUUGACCCACUAACUGAUAAUUUAAUACAAAUGAUCUUGACUGAAAUCGAAAGUGAAGGAGAUAUCCCAGCAGCCUCAACAGUAGGGCGAGAUCAUAAGGAGAAGGAAAAGCAAAGGAGGGAGGAGUAUUUGCAAGAGGGUCGACAAAAGAAUUUUGGUACCAUUUCGAAACACCAGUUGCAAGAAGAGAAGAGCUAUGAGAUGAUAAAUAAGAAUUUGGAGAAGGAAGGCACAUGGCUCCUGAUGAAGGAGGAAAAGCAAGAGCAACAGAAGCAGAAACAGUGGCAGGAAGAAGAGGUGUGGAAAGAACAGCAAAAACAGAGGAUGUCAAAGCAGAUUGAACCGGGUAAGAAGAAAAAGCAAAGGGAAGAGGAGAACGAAAGGCGUCUGGAGGCAGAGGAGCAGCAGCUGGAAGCAUGGAAGCAAAAAAUGAAAGUACAAGAAGUACCUCUGGAGAAGGAGAAAGGACAGCAGAUGAUACAGGUUCAGAAGAAAGUGAGGUAUCUGGAGCAAGAGAGCAGUUGGAAGGAAGCGGAGGAGAAGCAGAAGCCAAGGAAAAAGGCAGAGGACCAAAAAAGGCAGACGCAGAAAACAGCAAAGGAGAUGAAGACGUUACAAGAACUAGUCCAGGCGCUCAGUCAAACGUCGGUGACAUGGUCUCCCAGGUGGAAGAGCACACCGAAAGCCACAGCCCAGCUACACCAAAGAAAAGAGUUCGAUGGGAAUCUGAAGAAAUUAGGGGCUCUUCCCGAUGGAAAGUACCCCGUACCAAUUGUUCCUCCCAUCUCCACGCGACCUUCCUCACCUGGGGGCUUUUCUAUUUCUGGACAGCCUCCCACAAAGUUAAUCACUCUCACCCCUCAGCAGGCCCCUCUUUUUACCCCUGAAGAGGCCCAGGCACUGGGAAUCACUCCCACUUCUUAUCAGGUUCAGGCAUUGGGGGAAACUCCUACUCCUAAAAUGUCUCAGGGUUUAGGAGCAGCCCAUACUCCUGAGCAGGCCUGGGCACUGGGGUUCCCUGUUACCCCUGAGCAGGCCCAGGCCCAAGGCAUCACCCUCACCCCUCAGCAAGUCCAGGCACUGGGGACCCCCAUCACCCCUGAGCAGGCCCGGGCACCAAGGAUCCCCGUCACCGUUGAGCAGGCCCAGGCACUGGGGCUCCAUGCCACCCCUGAGCAGGCCCAGGCACUGGGGAUCCCCGUCACCAUUGAGCAGGCCCAGGCACUGGGGCUCCAUGCCACCCCUGAGCAGGCCCAGGCACUGGGGAUCCCCGUCACCAUUGAGCAGGCCCAGGCACUGGGGAUCCCCGUCACCAUUGAGCAGGCCCAGGCACUGGGGCUCCAUGCCACCCCUGAGCAGGCCCAGGCACUGGGGAUCCCCGUCACCAUUGAGCAGGCCCAGGCACUGGGGAUCCCCGUCACCAUUGAGCAGGCCCAGGCACUGGGGCUCCAUGCCACCCCUGAGCAGGCCCAGGCACUGGGGAUCCCUAUCACUCCUGAGCAGGCCGGGGCACUGAGGAUCCCCAUCACUGCUCAGCAGGCCCAGGCGCUAGGGAUCCAUGUCACCCUUCAGCAGGCCCAGGAUUUGGGGGCUCCUUUCCCUUUAGGACAGGCUCAAGCGUUGGGUGUUUCUCUCUCCCCAGAACAGUUUGGGGAAUUAGGGGUCCAUCUCACCUCAGAUAAAGCCUAUGCCUCAAAAUCUGCCCAUACCCCAGAACAAAUCCAACCUUUAGGAACCCCCUUUACCCUAGGGCAGGCCCAGUCCAUGGGUGUUACUCUUCUGUCUGAGCAGGACCUGAUAUCAAGAGCUCCUCUCAGUGAUGAGCAGCCCUCAAAGCCCUGGGCUGGUUCUCCUUCAGGACACACCCUGGAAGCUGGGAUCUUUACCACUACUGAUAAAUCUGUCAUCGCACAUGCUCCUCGCAUUCCUAGGAAGUCCCCAGCACCAUCUGCUCCUGUUGCUGAGAAGUCCCUGAGGUUUGAGGUCCCUUCUACUACUUUGCGGACAUCUCCAUUUCCUUUUACACCAUCUCCUUUUGUCCCUGAGAAAUCCCCAGGAAUGAGGAUUCCUUCAGACCCGAGGAAGCUCCUGGCACCACAAAUUUUUCCUUCCCCUAGACAGAUCCCAGUUUCUAAGGGUCAGUCCACCUCUGUUAAGUUCCCGACACCAGCCCCUAGCCCAAUAUCUCAGCUGCCUCCCAUCCCAGGACAGCCUCUUGCACUGGAAGCCCUCCUCGUUUCUAGGCAAGGCUUCGUAUCUGAGGACUCUCUGACUCCCCAGUCACCUCUGAUGUCGAAGCCCCUUCUUGAUUCUAGACAACCCCUUAGCUCUAGAGUCCCAGCCACCUCUGCACAGAUUCCCAGUAUCGUGGCUCCUCUCUCUCUUAGGAAGCCUUUGGUUCCUUGGGCCUCUUCCAUCCCUGGGGAGCUCUUGGAAUCUAGACCCUUAACCCUCUCUGAGCAGCUUCAGGCAUCCCAGACCCCUGCCACCCAUGGCCAAUCUCCCUAUUUACAAGCCUCUAAUAUCCUUCGGCAGCAUCUGCCACCACGGACUCUUCCUGGGCAAGCUUCCCCACUCUGGAUCUCUCCCAUACCUGGGCCUCCCCCAACACUACUGGCUCCCUCAAUCUCUGGAAGGCCCAGGAGGAUUUGCUCUCCUGUAUCUAAGACAAGUAAGGAAAGAUUGUCAACUAUUUUUCCUCUGAAAUCUAAAUCUGCAUUGGUCCAUCCCAGGGUGCCAAGUUUCAAGGUAUCUCAAGCCCCUUUUGCCACUAAGAAGUCCCAAAUAUCAGAGGUCUCUGACACUUCUGAAGAAACCCAGAGACCCCGAGAUCCUUUUGCCGUGGAACAGUCUAGAACACAUCUCACUGAUUAUAGGACACCAGUAUCACAAACCCCUUACAUUGACGAGGAGGUCCUCCCAACUCCCAUUAAGCCUGUAACAUCGCUACCUUCUCCUACGACUCAACUACCCAAAACAUCGCAGAGCUCGCCUUCUGAAUGGGACCAGACAUCCCGAUUUCCCCCUAUUGAUAAGCCCUGGAUACUGACUUCAGUUUCAGGUACCAAGAAACCCAAGAUGGUUGUAUCUACUUCCUACACCCAAGAGCUCAAAGAGGAGAAGUAUUUUGUUGAUGUGGAAGCUCAGCGGAAGAAUCUGAUACUCUUAAAUCAGGCCACAGAAGCUUCUAAACUCCCUUCGCAGCUAUACACAUCAGCUAAGAAGCUCAUAAUUGAGACACUUCAUACGGACACAGUUCGGCUGGGAUACCUAUUCCGAAAAUACAUUGCCUAUAGGCUGAUCCAGCGUGCAAGAAACAACAUAGUCAAACGAUUACAAGCCAUCCAGAAUACUGGGAGAGGCUAUGAGACUCAGAACCUCUACAUAAUGCUGAACAGAAUUGAUGACUACCAGAAAAAAGUGAUGCGGAUCUGGUCGGAGAAGCAGAAAUCUCUACAGCAGAAACGGAAUCAGUGUCUGAGGAAAACAAUGUACUUAUUUAGCCAGCUCCAAGAGAUAUAUAAACUGAAUCUCAAUCAACCUAUCCCUUUGAUCAUGGACAAGAAGCAAGUACAUGUCUCUACCAAACUGGUUCAACAGCCAUUCCUAAAGCUACUAAGAGAAGAGGACAGAAAGUAUUACAUAUUCAAUAAAUUUGGACAAGAAGACCAAAUGGAAGCCAUCUGGAAUGCAGAUCUAUCCACUUCAAGCUACCCAAUCACAGAGAAGCCAUCAAUGUAUUCACUCUGGGCCCAGCUGGGUGGGUACCCAGAUAUUCCUAUGCUGCUCCAGUUAGAUGUUCAUUCUGUCUUCAGAAGAUCUCUUACAUGCAUCCAAUCAAAGUAAGUUAAAGCCUGGGAGCACUCUAGUACCCCGGCCUUUGGUACAUACCUUUCGUUUCCCUAACUUGACUUUCUCUUACGGCAUCAGGGAGGUACCAAAAGUAGGUUCUUGGUGUGAGGUCAGACUCACACCAGUCAUAAAACAGUACAGGUAAGGAGUUCCCUCCAUGGCUCAGCAGUUAAUGAACCCAACUAGGAUCCAUGAGGACUCAGGUUUGAUCCCUGGCCUCACUCACUAGGUCAAA
This is a messenger RNA of Sus scrofa (pig), 7210 nucleotides long. It is a transcript of the gene FAM186A, whose product is annotated as family with sequence similarity 186 member A. The record is from RefSeq and is a predicted model, not a curated record. NCBI's taxonomy places the organism in Eukaryota, Metazoa, Chordata, Mammalia, Artiodactyla, Suidae.